Messenger RNA from Spea bombifrons (plains spadefoot toad), 2092 nucleotides. RefSeq names its product SSX family member 2 interacting protein (gene SSX2IP). Bases 1 to 1683 code for a protein of 560 amino acids. The transcript is spliced from 13 exons. The record is from RefSeq and is a predicted model, not a curated record. Lineage: Eukaryota; Metazoa; Chordata; Amphibia; Anura; Pelobatidae.
AUGGGUCCUUUUGUUCCUCAGACUCCUGAAGCACUUUACGCUCCUCCAAGAUUCGGGGGUAUUUUGGGGGGCAGAUAUUUCUCGCGUGUAACGGAGGCCAAGAUGUCGCCAGCAAGUUUGCCGCAAACGUCUCUGUCUUUAGCCAAAGCUCCGCUGGGCGGAAUCGCUGCGUUUUGCACAGAAGAUAACGCGGAGCAGUGUGUUGCGUACAUCGAGCAGGAGCUCGCUGACCUGGGCUUGCCCUCCCUGCUAGCUGUGUCCAAGAAUGGAGAGGGGAGGAAACUGAACGUGGUGUCCAUCGUGAACUGCGUCCACGAGCUGCUUCAGCGCCACUCCAGGUUCCUGCGCGACCGAGAAGACGCCGAGCUGCGGCUCCUGAAAGUGAACAGCGACUUGGAGAACCUGCAGAGCAGUCACUGCAAGCUGAGGGACCAGAUAGAGGCGACUCGGAGGGAGAACGCGGCGCUGCAGGAGAGGGAGCGCCAGGUCCAGUGCAAAAACCGGAGUCUGCUCCAGCUGCUGAAGAACGAGAAGGAGGAGGUCCAGAAGCUGCAGAAUAUCAUCGCCAGUCGUUCCACCCAAUACAACCACAACAUGAAGAGAAAAGAACGGGAGUUCAACAAGCUGAAAGAGCGACUCUACCAGCUAGUGAUGGACAAAAAGGACAAGAAAAUCUCCAUCGACGUGCUGAAUUACGUCGGCCGAGCGGAUGGAAAGAGGACGGCCUGGAAAACCAGCAGGACAGACGCCAAAAAUGAAGAGGAAAUGUAUAAGGUUUUAUUAAAUGAUUACGAGAAGCGCCAGAAAGAUUUAAUGGUGGAAAAUGUGGAACUCAAGAAAGUCCUUCAGCAAAUGAAGAAAGAAAUGAUAUCGCUGGUGACCCCUCAGAAAACAAUAAGCCGAGAGAAGACGGAGGACGGCCUCUGCACCGUCCUCUCUGACAUCGAGGAAGACGCCGGGGACACCAGCAAAGAAAUUUGUUCUGAAUUGUCUUGUGAGAGUGUGAGAGAACAGGUGAUUAACAGCAUCCGGCAACAGUGGCGAAUUCUAAAAACCCAUGUGGAAAAAUUGGACAGCCGAGCAUCGAUUGAGGCGUCUCCAGACUGCAAAGGUUUGAUCACAAGAGAAGAUCACGAGCAAGAGCUCGAAAAACUGAAAGGUGAAAUUAAUCGAUGUAAAGAGACAAUAAAGAGCCAACAGCAUCUGUUCCAGCAGCUCAAUGUACAAAGGGAUGAUUCCUCCGCGCUGCUUCAAGACUGUUACGUUCUUGAGGACGAGGAGCGUCUCAGAGAGGAGUGGAAACUAUUCAAUGAACAGAAGAAGAACUUUGACCGCGAACGGAGGAGUUUCACAGAGGCCGCCAUCCGUCUCGGCCAUGAGAGGAAGGUGUUUGAAGACGACCGGGCAGCUUGGUUAAAGCACCACUUUUUGAACAUGACGGCGUUUUCCGACCAGAGCUCAGAGAACCGGAAAUCCCCAGGGUCCUUGUUCAGUUCAGAGAUAGACCCUCACAGAUCACUUCCUAGAUAUCCGAGUAAACGCCGACCUUCUGAUGAAAUGUCAAAGGAAGCUGAGAAAGCAGCAGCACUCCCCCAGUCCACCAGGCACCACGACCUGCGCAGAGAUGGCUCUUCAAGGAGUCAUUCAAGCACCAGUCCUAACGGCAGCCGUUUUGUGAACUGAACCCAGACGUCUGGAUAAAAGUAGAAGCGAUUCACUGGAGACUCGGGCCGCUUCCUCCGCUCUUCACUCCUUUCUUUCUUAAUUUAUUGACUCGACGAGUCCUCUGUUGCCACAUCACUGCCUUGAAUCCGUGACAUAUUUCCUGCUUUGAGUUCUAGGCCGGCACGUUCUGAUAUUCAGUGCGAGCCGCGUGGGGUCUGUAUGCUGGUGUCGGAGCUGAAUGAACAUUUCUCUCAGGGGUUUAGACACCGAAUGGCCUUAUAAUCCAAUGCCUUGAAUAAUUCCCCCGGGCGGGGGUAACUGCUGCGUCCCACAGAUCUCUUCGAUAAAUGAUAUGCUGGGUCUGUCUCUCUUCAUGACUUAGCAGUUUUUGAUUUGGUACCAGGUGGGCCGGUUCCCACCCUAUGAA